Aspergillus ochraceoroseus IBT 24754 is the source of this 652-nucleotide messenger RNA. RefSeq lists its product as uncharacterized. The record is from RefSeq and is a predicted model, not a curated record. NCBI's taxonomy places the organism in Eukaryota, Fungi, Ascomycota, Eurotiomycetes, Eurotiales, Aspergillaceae. The transcript has 3 exons. Bases 1 to 498 code for a protein of 165 amino acids.
AUGCCCGGAUCUAACACAAAUUGUGCUCAAUGGAUCACACUGACUGAUUUCGAUUUCCUGAAUCCUGAAAUCGACUCCAACUGUCCCAAUCUCUGGGCCGGUCAAUCCUACUGCGUUGAGGCCGUCGGAGACAUUUCCACCUACUCGGGGUAUGUCACCGGUACAAGCACCACAACUACCUCUAUUUGGUACGUCACAAGCACCAGCAUCGCCUGGACCGACUUUGCCACUGCAACCCCAGUAACAUACAAUAUCACAUCCACGACUUCCUCGUAUCCCCUUACUAGCGGAUCCCUGGAAAAAUGUUUCAAAGUAUUCGAUAACACGUACGGAAAUAUUCGCUGCUACGACGCUGCAUCCUUGUUUCGAGUCAGUAUUGCCAAUUUUGUGCUGUGGAAUCCAAGCGUCCUCAACGGCCAGAACUACAGCAUCACUGGCUGUACCCUGCAGAAUGAAACGCAAUAUUGUGGUUCCUACUACAAAACUGGUCUUCCAUAGACAAGGUCCGCAGGAGGAAAAUUCUCAUUCUGGGGGGCUUGUUAUAAAAGGUAAGAUCAAAUCUCUGUGCUGAUGAUGGCCAAAGAUGGAAUGAGUUGGCCAAUCCUAUAACACGCCCAGAUCAGAUAUUAACACAGAAAAAAAAAAGGGGGGG